Lactuca virosa is the source of this 396-nucleotide messenger RNA. The record is from the annotation of a GenBank genome assembly. NCBI's taxonomy places the organism in Eukaryota, Viridiplantae, Streptophyta, Magnoliopsida, Asterales, Asteraceae.
AUGAAGAGGGAGGGUCGUCAACACGGCUUUGUUCGGAGCUACAUCAUCUUUCCGACUCCCUUAUCUCAACAGAGACACGUAAAGGCGGUAGAUUCUGCCUCCGUUGCUGGUUUGUUCACGAAGGUGUCAAGGAAGCCAACAAAUCAGUCCAAGUUCACCGGGAAAUGUGGUAAGGCACGAUGCAUCGGUUGUCAUAUCCAUCCGGCUACUAAGUCAAAAGACAAGACCAAGGGCACCAUGAAGUUGAGAUCAAUCGGAUUUGAUCACGGAAUAAUUGGUUAUCCUUCUGGUACUUCAGCUACCGGCGUAUUAGCUUAUUUAGCCAGCAAGGCAUAUUAUGAUGGUGAUGACGAUGAAUAUGAUGGUGCAAUUGAGGACUGUGACUAUGAUUACUGA